Ectocarpus sp. CCAP 1310/34 is the source of this 2913-nucleotide messenger RNA. The record is from the annotation of a GenBank genome assembly. NCBI's taxonomy places the organism in Eukaryota, Phaeophyceae, Ectocarpales, Ectocarpaceae.
AUGCCACUGCUGCUUUUCGCCUCGAUCGCCGAGCUCCGAUCUCCGACCCCGGACCGCACGGCGCUAAGCCCGAAACUUGACCGACGAGCGGUGGCGGAAACAACGGUGUUGUGGAAGGAUACCGUGACCAGCGGCACCUACGAUGCCCCCAAGAAGACGGCGGCUCUCUAUGCACCGGACGGAACCCUCUGGGGGACGGUCUCGGAGGAGGUCCGCGACACCCCCCAACAGAUCUACGCCUACUUCGACUACUUCGCCCGGCUUCCCGAGCUGAAGGUGGUGGAGUACACCCCCGUUGCCGUGCGCGUGUACGGGGAUUUCGCCGUGCAGGCCGGCACCUACACCUUUUCCUGGCAGGCGGAUGACGGUACCAUCGUGGAGAAGAGGGCCCGCUUCAGCUUCACCUUCCGGAGGGACAACCCCGGCACAGAUCGCCCCUGGACUAUCGUGGAACACCACUCCUCGUCCAUGCCCACGGCACCCGCGGGUCUCAAGGCGGUUGGGGUAGGACCGGGUAUCCCUCGCGGCCCUAAGGUCGUCAAAGAAACAACUCCCGACCAAAAGGCCGUAGCCGCAACGGCGGUGGUGUGGAAGGACACGGUAACGAUGGGCACAGACGACACGCCUAGGAAGACGGCGGAUCUUUAUGCCCAGGACGCUACUCUAUGGGGAACGGUCUCGGAGGAGGUCCGCGACACUCCUGAGCAGAUCUACGCCUACUUCGACUAUUUCGCGCGGCUCCCCGCGCUCCGGCUCGUGGAGUACACCCCGGUUGCGGUGCGCGUUUACGGGGACUUCGCCGUCCAGGCCGGCACCUACACCUUUUCCUGGCAGGACAACGACGGUACCACCGUCGAGAAGAGGGCCCGCUUCAGCUUCACCUUCCGAAGGGACCCCAGCAAGCCCCAGCAGUGGGCGAUCGUGGAGCACCACUCCUCCUCCAUGCCCACGGCACCCGCAGGGCUCAAGCCGGCUAUGUCAGGAACGAACCUCGCGGACCUGACCCACGACACGGGCAAGGCGACGGCGACAACGGCCCCCUCGUCUGCCGCCACGCAAUCCGCCGCCUCUGCCCGCGAUGAAGAUGCCGCCCCGACCGAAGCCGGAGGAGCGGGAGCAGCAGCGGCGACAGGCAGCGCAGCCGCCGCCACCACCACCACCACCACCACCACCACAGCGGCGGUAGCAGCAGCAGCAGCAGCAGGGGUAGACUACAUGCGAUUUCCGGUUACGGAGGAAGGUGAGGACGAGGAGGGUGCGUCGGCCACGGCUCCUUCGGAAUCGAUCUUCAAGAUGCUGCCACGUACCGCGUGCACGGCGGCUUGCGGGGCCGCCGUCGCCGCCGCGAUCGUUGGGUUUGUCGCGGCCGUGCUCAUGGCACCUGCUCUGUCGUCCACGGACCUUGAGGCGGCGCCCAUCGGGAAGGUCGCCGUCGUUAACGUUGCCGCAGCUGUCGCCGCCGCCGUCGCCACCGGGCUCGCCCCCGUCGGCGGUGCUCUCAGCCGAAUGUAACUGAUGUUUAUCGUCGUUUUCAUCGUGGGGGAAGUUGAGUCCUGUGGAGGUGGAUAGUGCUUUCUGGUUGUAGACAGAGGGUCGUGGAUGUGCUUCACCGAUGAUAAAACGCUUUGGUUCCUUAGAGAUAGCGGUAGAGAGGUAACAAGCAACCACUUCUCGGCCCUGGUUCGGUUUCACCAAGACACUGUAGCCAAACCCAUCACGCGCGCUGGCCUGAAUUUUUUUUAUGAACCCGAUUGGGGACAAGCACGGGCGAAGAGACGCGCCUUGUGGGGGUAGUUUCAGUGCUGCGGGAAGCUCGGACCCAAGCUGGGCACGGCAAGCUGUUCUCGUAGGGCGACUUUGUGCCAUAUGUUGUAGCGAUGCUGGACGAGGGAUGCGUCUCUACCAUACUACGAAUACCCUCGACUUUAACAAAACAUUGAAAAAGAAUGGCCUUCGAGGCUUUUCAUGCGUCACCAACUAGUGCGGGGCGCCCAGGAAGAGAUUUGAGAAUCCAUCUCUAGUAAGUUUUGUCUAGGAAUACCGUAGGUGCGUGCGGGCUUGCGAUUGUUUUUUGCCGUUGGUAGACAGAGAGAACUUCCGUGUGUGUUUUCAUUUCAUUCUUAAUGUCAUAAAGCAUAAAGCACAGCUUUAAGUUGAAGCAGUUUUGAAGGUGGCGCGGCAGAUCGGUUCAAUUUCUGUCUUGUUUUUUUUUCCAGCCGCUAGUCACACCUAGCUGACUGUUCCUUUUCACCUCGUCUUUGUCGUAGCAGUACUUGUGGGAGCCCUUGGAUGUGAUGUUGGGCACCCCGCAUCGGCCAGUCAGUAGUGAGAGAGGGCUGUAUUCGAACCGUCUGUAAGUAUGUGUGGCUUGGCCACGGGGUUCGGGUUCGAGGCUUGUGUAGGGGAUGACUGUACACUUGACUGCAGGAAGAGUCGGCGGGAAAAAAUGGGCAGACGGCAGGGCAAGGCAGCUUGUUCAUGUCAUCGCAAAUGCAAUACAGCACAGACCUCGGUAAAUUCCGUCCCUCCGGUUGCUGGUGGUGACGUUACCAAGUUGAAGGUUGAACUCUUUCGAACGAUCCGGAGGGUUUCUUUGGUAUGGCUGGUGGGGGCUACGCGCUCCAUAACCAACCAACCCUUGACGAUGGAAAGUAAAGGCGCGAAAUGUCAGGCUCAGAACUCGAAGGCGUGCUUGAUGAGUAGAAGUACACUAAUGUGUGUGUUUGAUUUGAUGGCACCCGACUACUGCUGUCCUAUGUUUUUGUUUUGUUUUCUUGGCCGACAUGCCUUGGUGUCACGUGCGUAUGAUUUUGGACGCGUGUUCCGGGGGGGGGGCGGUGGAACGACAACGGCGGAGACGAAUUACUAAAUGUAUUGCGAAAGUGUAUUGCCACAUAUAUAGCAAAGAAAACA